Messenger RNA from Solenopsis invicta (red fire ant), 1454 nucleotides. RefSeq lists its product as uncharacterized. The transcript is spliced from 3 exons. The record is from RefSeq and is a predicted model, not a curated record. NCBI's taxonomy places the organism in Eukaryota, Metazoa, Arthropoda, Insecta, Hymenoptera, Formicidae. Bases 428 to 1165 code for a protein of 245 amino acids.
CGUAUAGAAUACAAUACAUAUGUAUGAACAAUUAUGUAUGUAAAACAUGCUGAUUUUAAACUUUUUUACUUGCAUAAUUUUUUUCUCUCCUCGAUUGGCUAUUCCAAUGAAAAUUAAAAAUUCACAUUUCUGAGAUUCCUACUACAAAUUAAUUAAGCAAAUGAUCAUGCGCAGAGUAUAUAGGUAAACACACUGAAAGAUAAAAUGAUUUAUUCUAUGCAUGUUUAUUAAAAUUAGAAUGGGCUUGGAAAAGGUUAGUUUGAAAAAAAAGAAAUAAGAAACAGUUCUACAAAUACAUAGCAGUUCUCAGAAUCUCUGUAGAAGAUUAGUUCGCAUUUGCGCUUGAUUCAUCGUUUGUCGUAUAUUCGUUAAGAUCGUAUCGGUGAAGUUUUGUGUAUUACUUCGCAAGAAAAUUUUUUUUUGAAAAAUGUUUGCAUUAUUUUUUGCUUUUGUAUUCGUAACAGCUGCAUAUGCUGCAAAUGACAUACCUUUCUACAUUCGCUUAUGUGGGCGUAACAGUCCCAACGAUGUCUACGGUCAAUGCAUAAAAGACAACAUCAAUAAUGUGAAGAAUACGAUUUGCAGUCAAGGCUUACCAGAAUUUAACGUUUCUCCCUUAGAGCCAAUAAUUAUUGACAAAAUAGUUGUUUAUGACAGAGAUAGUCUUAAAUUGAUUGUCACAGAUGCAAAAGUAAGAGAUUUUUGUGAUCUUGAUAUAACCUUUAUUAACGUACAUGGCGAUAAGCUUCGUUUCGAGGCUGGUGCCCUAAUUAAACAUAUUACCGUGGAUGCUACGUAUGACUUUGAUAUACAAUUACUGGUGUCGCUUGCUCAUAAAGGACUAAUUCACGUUACUACAGAUGACCUAGGCGUAAAAUUGGAAGUACAAUUAAAAGAGGUAACCAAGAACAACAAAACACAGAUGUACAUAUCGAAAACAAAAUCGCAGAUAGAUAUUACAAAAUACACUUUUCAAUUUGAUGACGAAAAGGAGGGCUUAGGUCAAUUACAUGACAUUCUUACCAAAACUAUAAACGACAACGCCAAGGAAAUUAUAAAUAAAAUUAAACCAUCGCUAGAACUAGCGCUCUCUAAAACGUUUAUGUCAGUUUAUAACAAAGUAAUUUACAACAGAUUUGAGCAACUAUUUCCUGAUGAAGUUUAGAAACGUCUAGAAUUUUAAGACUUACUUUAUCGUAAAGUCGUUUUACGCAUACGCAUCUAAUUUGAAUAUAGAAUAUGAUAUAUAAUUUAAAUAUAUUAUCUAUAAACGCGACUAAACAAUGUAUGGCUGUACUAUAUAUUAAUAAGAAUACAGUGAAAGAUAUAAACCCAAACUUGGACAAAGCAAUAAAUGAAUUUGUCAGCAGAAACCAGCACAGAGCGUCGCAAUUCGUAAACGGCGUCGAAGAGUACAAAAUAAAUAAAAAAUAAUAAAUAGUUGUUACUUUGCA